CCACUGUAAUUGGAUAAUAUGAUGUGAAAUGCGUUUGGUAAAUGUAAAAAGUCUAGGAAGAUGAUUAAGUUGCAACAAUGGAGACCACACAUUUGAUAUAGAGUAAUUGCUAAAAAAGAAAGAAAUGUAUACCUGUUAUAUUUACUUUUUAAAAUCAUUUGAUAUGUAUUAACAUGUGUUUUGAUUUCCAACAUACUGUAAAUCUUAAUCAAUUCUGUUGAUGUUCAUAAAUACAGAUUACUGUUAGGGACUUGCUGCUCAUGAUUGGGCACAUAACAAGCUCAGUAUUGGAGGAGGUAAAUAGCAUCCUGAUCCCUGCCUUGGUUGACCUUAUAAGGCUGAGAGCUUCAGAAAGUGCUGCAGAGAAUAUGCUCCCCAUCAGCAAAGACACCAACGAAGAUUCAACCCAGGGCUCUGUCAGCUGUACCUCCCUACUCUCCAAAGUCAAUGCGAUCUGUCUCACUCAGAGUCCUGACAGUAGGUCCUCCCCAAUCUCCAUUGAUGAACCAGUCACUGCUGUCCAGACUUAUUGUAGCAGCAGUUCUCUGUCCAGUGAGGAACGAGCACACUCUUUCUCCAGUCAGAUCUCCACUAAGAACCUGGCUGCUUGGCCACGUUCUGCCAAUCCACCAUCUGCUAAACCACCACCUGCUAAACCACCUACUGCCACUGACUACUCUGGAACCUUAUCUGCUGUGGUAGGUCGUGGGCCUGUCAUCCCUGUCAAACUGACCGUGGCCCCUUUCUCCUCCUUAAUCUCCAGCGACGAGACCAACACCAACCUCUCCUCCAGCAGCCUCCCCUCCUCGUGCUCCAUCAAGCUUUCAGACAGUAGGAGUGUAAUUCCCAUUUCAAAUGUUCUUGGACCUGACUCUAGCAGCAGCCCUGUGCGGGAGAAUCAAUUUGCUACUGAGGUCUCGUCGAUCUGCCUCAGCCGAGAUAGAAAUGGCCGAGGAGGGAGUGUGACACCUCCAGCCCCUUUGGAUGUUUCCCUCCCCUCCAUUAUUGAGCGCGCUGGCGGACUUGUAUGUUCCGUCAUCUCCCAGUCUUUAGCAAUUGUGGAGGCGCGGUCAAGUGUGAAUGGUGAGGAGGGCUCUCCAUCUCCCACCACAGUCUCCCAUUCUCCUACAAGGGUGUUUGUCAGCCACUUAAGGAGUAGCCCACUAGGUGAGGACCUUGUAGAUUCAACACUUGCGGAUGUUAUCUCUGUCCUGAAAAUGGAGGGAAUUCUUUCCUCCUCUCCGACUUUGGAGGAGGAGCUGCUUGAUCUCUCCUCCAGUUGUUCUUCGUCAUCAAGCGAAACACUGCAAUGUGUGUCUGUUGGCCCUCUUGGCAGUGGGUCGGAGACGUCCUUCAAACUUCUUGGGGGUCGUACUCUGAGUAUCGCCACCCCAACGGCCCAUGUUACCACAGAGGACUUAGAAGUCUACAGUGAUGAGAUCAUUGACGAAAUCCUUAUUAUAAUGAGGACCAAAAAAGAUGAUGACAGUGGAAGUGACGUCUCUGGUGCAUCAACACCAUGCAACACACCAGCACCACAGAGCCGGUCCUCUUCUGCACUGAGGGGAGUGCUUCCCCAUGACAGGAGGAUACUCAGCACAACACUGCUUGGAAUCCAGAACACACUAGACAGUGAGAACCUCUCAGGAGAGUGUUCCACCUCACCACAGGACAAUGCCAGAGUCCUGGAGAUGAUAAAGUUGCUGCAGAGGCGCCUUGAGGGGACACCCUCAGAGUCCUCCAGCCAUAUCACAGAUGUGGCUUCACCCUUGGGCUUUCCUCUCCCUGUAUCUCUCUAUGCUGUUCAGUCGAGUGUAUUUACCACUGACAAAGACCUGAAGGCAGAAAGAGUGAAGGGAGUCUUUGAAAGCCUGAGAUCCCAGUUUAUGAGCUACUCCAUCAAGCCUGUGAGUAACAUCAUUACCAGGGCAACAACAAAGAUGGCUGCCUCCAAUCAGGUUAGUUCAGAGACACUCCAGGCAGCAUCAGCAAAAUCAUCUGCUGUGGCUCAGAACCUUAUUAGUUUGGUUUUAUUUAAAGUUGCCAAGGUGUCCUGCUCUGAUGACUUAGAGGGUCUGGGUGAUCAUCUCAGAUGCCCCUCAACUUUGACCAGAGUUUUGACACCUUUGACCUCUGAGAAAGUUACACUGACACCUGCUGUUCUGAAGAUCAGAAGGGAGAUGUCUAAGGAAGUGGCCACCGAACUCCAGAGUUUCCUGAUCAAGGAAUCCCUUACUGACACCCAGACACCAUCCAAUGGACAUGUUUGCACUUCUGGUUCUGCCCCAAGGGAAGCUGUGCGGGACAUCCUGAGGAAAACCAAAGAGGAGGCUUCCAACAAAAGCCUGAAUAAUAUUUUCUCUGUAAAUUUGGAUGAGCGGCUCACAGACUCCAUUGCAGAUGCCUUAUAUCCAAAGCUGCAUGACAGAUUGGAGUCCAAGAGAGAGCUGCAGGCUUCUUAUUACAGCUCCCAGAUAAGCUGUAGCCUCAGCCCCUUCAAAGUUGAGAGCAGCCUAGAGCUCCAGGAGUUCACUGACCCACUAUCUGAGUCAGUAUUGUGUCUCCUGGAUAGGACAUUUGGAGAUAAAGCUCAGAACUUAAAGACAGGUGGGGGUGUUUUGAUUGGACCCCACACCAACGACGUCAAUGUGGUUAUGCACAAGAUUGCAGUGGAGGAGUUGCCUGUUGAGGGUUGUAUUGCGCAAAGUGAGGCCAUUCAUGGCCUUCACAAGAAGCAAGAGUUACCUUCCAGCACCAGUGGCAGAGGGAAUGAGACCCCGAGCCCUACUAAUUGCCUACUGGAGGGUGUAGUGGGCAAACUGGUACGGAAGAUGCUAUUUGAGGGCCUUAACAUCCCUGAGGUACCCAUGAACUACAGCUGCUCUGAGAACUUUAAGCUACAGUAUGAACUGGUUGCAAAGCUUUGUCCUCUGAUGGUAAGUUCAAUCAUGGCUACAACCAUAGCCAAUCAACCACCUACUAUUCAAGAAGCAGUGAUGUCUUCCGAGAACAUCCAUGUGAAAGAGCUGUGUGAGGCAGGUAUCAAACACCUCAAAGAGAACCAUGUACCCGAUGACUCUGAGACAAACAUCAUGGUCAGAGGGGCUUUGAGUGAAAUUGAAUCCUGUAUGAUUGAGACCUCCGACAAGGACUCUCCCAGUCUACAUUCCACACCAGAGGUGGUUGUAGACCUGAUCACCAAGCUGCUUCAUGGGUAUGAGCUUAACUCAGAGGACUUUGCAUCACCUGUGUCAUCCCCAACCACCACUCUCUCUGAUGUGGCAAUGGACAUGGUGGUUUCUGUCCUUCGGGACAUGUCCGAUUCCCCAGACGUUACCUCAGCAUUGGAAAUGACCAAGGAUCUCAAGACGCCUUACUCCCGCCCCUCAAGUGCAAGGAUUGUAAGUGCCCUCUGCAGAGAGCUGGAGGAGCACAUGGGCUCUCCUGAUGCUCUGAGGCGAGCUUUGAGCCGUGGCAGCGGGGAGAUGGCAACAGCGAUUGCAAGUGCAGUCACCAGGGAAGUCCACCGUCUGGGUUCAAGCCUACCCAAAGUCUCUGUCAGGCCGCUCUCCUCAGACAUCUGCCUAAGGACAGACCAGGACAAGGUUAUGGUUAAGAGCCGAUGUGGCUCAGCUGAGGUGAAGGCAUCCCAACCGGUGUAUAUUAUUGUUCAUGUAGAGGCGGUGAUGGAUAUCAUUGUCCGGCUGCGGUCUCUGAUUGUUCCUCGAACCCAGGAUAAACUGGCCAGCUGGACCCUAGUUGAGGAUGUGACCAACAAGCUGUCCAGUGCUCUGUGGGUGAGGGUGACUAACAGGUGGAGGGAAGCAAAUGUCUGCCUGAAGGCAACAGACAUCUUUCAGUUGGUGCUGUCUGUGCAUAGAAAGUUGAUGCAACGCUAUGGCACAGAGGAAGCCCUACAGAAGAUACUGUGCCACAAGGCACCCAAGCUGCACAAGGACAUUGUCUGUCUUGUCACGAACGGAAUUAUGGAUGCACCAUCCAAACUUCAAGACACCAAAAAUCUGGAAUCUACACUCAACUUGAAAGAAUUGACAGCCUUGUUUAAUGAAAUGACAACCCGUCAAUCUUUGAAUAAGAAAGCUGAGCAGAGCAGCAUCAAGAUUGAGAUUGAACAGCCGGAGUGGUCCACUGUGGAACAAGUGACAUCCGGUUCCACCAGCUUCAUUAGGGAGCUUAUAUUAGAAGAAGUCCUGAUGAAGCUUGUCAAGAAGAUAUGCCGUAUGCCAAAAAGGACCAACAAGCGUCAGCGCAUCCAGAUCAGUGAUCUGGUGACUGAGCUGAUCCGAUUGUUCGACGAUGAGGUGGCCAAAUAUCUGAUUGAGGAAAUGGAAAGCCAGCAAAAAAGUUUCAAUUCUAAGAUGACAUCGAAGCUGGCAGAUGCCAUCUACACUGACCUUGGGAAGGUCAAGCGUUUGAAACGCUCCUUGAAAAUUGACGAAUUAUUUGAGGAUCAGGAGAUGCUUUCCAUUGUCUCUGUCAUUGUUUCCCACAAGCUACUGGCCAUCUUGAAACCCUCAGUUUCCAACCCAUAUGACCGUGAGACCUCAGACCUUGAAGACUCAUGCAGUAAUGAUUUGGAGGAUGCGGAAUCUGAGGGGGUGCAUUAUGCCACCGGCAGAAAGUCCAACAUGAGCAUCGUCCUUAAAGACACUACAAACCAGCCAGAGAUGUACAUUGCUGUGGAUUCUACACCUAUGAUUAAAUUAUCCAAGAUGAGGAAAGGCAUCCGGGACUUCUUCUGGGGAAUCCAGAAGGCCUGGAAACGCUUGGUCACCUGCAAGUCCUCUGGGUCCUCUGAUGGGUAGCCUGGAUGACGUGCAGCCCAUGUCAGUUGCUUUUGCCAGGCUACAUCUGAGGAGGACACCACAACUGGCCUCAAUACAACAUUUGUAUUUUUGUUGUUCAUUUCUGUUUUCAUUUUGAAUCCCCUAAUGCUGCUAUAUUUGAACCAGGCUGUCAGUGGACUAGCUUACCAUUAGUUUAUACUCCUUAAGGAAGAUCCACUAUAGGCUACUCAACACCAAAAUUCCAUCUGGGUCUUUUGAUCCCUUAUUAGCUCCCACUCCUGUAACUAGGAAUGUGAGCUUCUAAAUGUCAUUCAGACAUCUACAGCUUCUCCUGUGAUUAGGAAGAUAAGCUAAGAAGCCCAACCAAUUGACUAGAUGUGCUGUACAUCUGAUGCCAUCUCCCUAUUGUAAUCAUUGAGCCACGUCCAUUGCAGCCUAAAUUAAAAAAUGACAAGGAGGGAAGGCCGACAGCAGCUUCUACUCUUACGAUUAGUGGUGCUAAACCUUUUGGGCUUUGAGGAACUAUGUAUUUUAUUUUUCAAUCACUUACAUAUUUUUUAAUGGUUGUUUUAAUAAAGCAUUUGUAUUGCAGA
Messenger RNA from Oncorhynchus masou masou (cherry salmon), 5401 nucleotides. RefSeq names its product mucin-17-like. The record is from RefSeq and is a predicted model, not a curated record. The transcript has 3 exons. NCBI's taxonomy places the organism in Eukaryota, Metazoa, Chordata, Actinopteri, Salmoniformes, Salmonidae. The coding region runs from base 261 to 4826 and encodes 1521 amino acids.